Molecule: messenger RNA, 4803 nt
Organism: Penicillium verhagenii
Lineage: Eukaryota; Fungi; Ascomycota; Eurotiomycetes; Eurotiales; Aspergillaceae
Product: mediator of RNA polymerase II transcription subunit 12
Exons: 2
Coding region: 1-4803 (1600 amino acids)
Biological process (GO): regulation of transcription by RNA polymerase II
Cellular component (GO): mediator complex
Molecular function (GO): transcription coregulator activity
Source: RefSeq, a predicted model, not a curated record
AUGAUACCGCAUUCUUCUGCCGGUGGUCAACCAUGGGGUCACCCGAUGCGACCACUCAAUGGUGGCCCUGGAAGAGUCGAUUUGGCACAAAUGUCUUCACAAUAUGACCCCUCAUCAGUUACCUCACAAACCCCCCUGCCGCCGUCGCAGCCUCAGCCCCAACCCCAGCCCCAGGUGCAGCCCCAGCCGCAACCGCAAUCGCAACCACAACCGCAAUCGCAAACCCAGACGCGCCAACCGGCCGUCGUCGACUUGACCGAUAACGUAUCUGACACAAACGAUCGGGAACCUCCGCCAAAACGACCAAGACUAGAUAUCUCGGGUGCAUCUAAGGUCGGCGAUGCAGCCUCGGUAAAAAGUGGGGAUCCGAGGAGUACACCGGCCAGCGCUGGUUCACGAUCCCAGCUAUCGUGGCGUGGUAGACCCAUGUGGUCUUUUCAGGCGGUCAUGUCGGAGAUUCCUGGCAGUGCGACGGCAUCUCGGCCAUCAACACCGCCUCCUUUCCCCACCCAGCCUUGGAACAAUGCGCCAUCCGAUUCAUUAGAUGGAGGCUCAAAAUGCAGGGAUUCAUCCCCGGAUAAGAAAGUUCAAACCACCCCAUUUCGAAUUAUAACUCCUUCUGUGGCUCCAGCGAUUAAAGGCGAGAAAGUCGCCGAUUUCACUCCUUGGACCGGAAAUCAUCCAGAGGAUGUCCUGAAUGAGCAAGCGGCGAAACAAGGCUACUACAGCAGGACCCAAGUUUCUCAAAAUGAAUCCAACACAGCCCGGCCUGCAUUGUAUGGCCAACUAAAACACCGGACUGGGCUUCAGAUGCUUUCCACCGUCUUUUCCGCCGCGCUGGAGAAGCGCCAAAAUCACAACACCGUCCACGCGCCAUCUACCUUUAAACCGCCACCGAGAGUGACCCUUACCGACAAUAAACGAGAGGCCUGGCUUCGAGAUCUUGCCAACCCAUCUGUGCAGUUGCGCCGCCUGAGCCGAACCAUCCCUCAUGGCAUCCGAGGCAAAGUCCUUCUAGAUCAAUGUAUGGGCAAAUGGAUUCCAAUUGCCCGUGCAGUUUGGCUUGCAAAGUGUGUUGGUGCCAAUGAAAUCCGCGCCUUCAAGCGCAAAGGAACGAGUGGUGCUUUGGCGGUGGGCCUGGAAGCAAAAUGGGUGCGAGACUGGACGACAAACGUUGAGCAGUACGUUGAGACUGUGUUUAGUGCGCCCAAGUCCUCCGAUUGGAAAAUGAAGAUGUCGUAUGCUGUUGGGUUGACUGCCCGUUUGUUUUUCGAGAAUCUCCUCGACCAUUACCAUUUUAUCGAGUGGUUCCUAUCUUCCUUCGAAGCCGCAUCAAUCGGUACCACCCCUGUCUGGAUUAUGAUGCUUGGCAUUUACUGGAACAACAUUACACGAUAUCGACGCAGAGGUCGACGGCUGGCCGAACUUCUGCUUGAAAAGCUGCGUCAGGCCACAGAGGCCAAGCGAGAAUCCUUGAAACCCAUCAUUGACCGACUUUCUCGUUUCAUUAAAAAGUUGAUUCGGGAACAUACUUCAUCGUUACUCUUGCCGAAUUCAUGGGAAAAAUAUAAAGCUCAGGUCAUUUCGUGCCUUGAUCUCACCGACAAUCUCGAUCGAGCCUUGUUGCAAACCCUCACCGAGCGUAAUGCCCGGGUACAACGGCCUCGCCAUUCUAAACACACACCGAAACGCUCACCCAACCAACGUAUUAUUCGCCUGCUUGAUUCUAUUCGUUCCGAAUCUGACAUCCAUUCCGUCUCAACUUCCUGUUUGGAAGCCGUUGACGAUAGAACAGUGUUGGUCUCCAAGUUGCUUGAAUGGCUUUCCACGCCAUUCCGUCAUGGGAUCUACCGAGUCUACGCUGGUACUCGUCUAUUGCGGAAAUGGAAGGCAGCGGGGGUGGAUGUUGAUGAUCAUAUCCUCGCCUUUCUCACCCGAGCCGGACAUGACCAGAAAUCGAAUAUGAACAUGGGGAAUGUAUACCACACAAUCUCUGAGCUUGUUAGGUCACAAACUUUCUCGGUGGGACGAUACCUCCAAUGGCUGAUGGCGAAAGAUGUCACCAGCCAUACUUCUUCUUACCAACAAUCAACGCUCGAUUUGCACGUCGAUAUUGCAUUGAUAGCACAGCUUCCUGUUGGUCGUCUCCCUGAACAUGUUGGCAAUCUGCGUAGCACCUUGCUGGCUCGUACCGGGUUCUCUGCCGAAGAUGAAGUUAACAUGCUUACCAAUGUGAAGCAACUGAUCAGCCGACGUCUACCAGGAAUCUUUGAUACGGAUUCGUCCAGCGAAUCAACAUUCGGAUCGUUGCCAAAUAACCUGACCUGGGCUGUUAAAGCAGAAAUAAGCCAAUGGCUACGUCGGGGUGUGGCUGAGCAUUCUCGCGACGUCACUGGUUCGACCAUUCGAUCGUCAUUUACCGUUGGUGGUGUCCCGUCAAUGACGAUGCUAACUCCAGAUGAGUUCAACAUUGUUCGUGACAUUCUCGAAUCAUUUGAGGAUGUUUCCAUGUUGGCAGAUGUAUUGAAGUGCGCCUCAAGCUCUAACAAUAGCGUCGUCCUCGCAUCGGUCGCGGAUACCGCAAGUUACCACUUUGACUCACUAUGCAUGAUUGGAGCGACUUCAGAUCUUUUCCGCAAGUUGGUUGAUGCAUACGCUAUAAUCAAACGGUUUAGCACACCGAGUCUUGAUUUGAUGUUCUCGUUGAUCGAACUUGGGUUGCGUAUCCCCCAGGAGUGUAACAUGGUUUUGAUUCUUCGUCAAGACCUUGCACGUAUGGGAAACAAGGCUGUUCUCGCUGCGUCAUCUCCAGUCUCCGACCACAUCCCCGACUCCUUCGGCGAUACGGAUCCUUUAUUCCGAGAGAAGUUGGAUCAUCUUUUAUUAUCCGGGAACGUUAUGGAUGAGCCAACAUUGGACACCAUUUUCAAUACUUUGACGAGGCAAUUGGAAUCUCAACUCGGCAAGGGGAAGGGAAGACUGUCAGCAAAUGAUGCUUGCCAGUAUUUGGCGCAGUUGCGAUCUUUCCAGCCAAAACACUUUGAUGGGAUUUUGGUUCGCUGGGUCUGUGCCCAUCUACGGUCCCCUGAUCGUUCUACUCUAUUACGUGUUCUACCCUCUCUCAUCGGUGUUGGGUGUGUUACAAUUACAUCUUUCUUGGCUCUGGUGAGAAGGCUCAGCUAUUCCACGUCUCCGCUCCCCAAUUCAGAAGAUCUUGCAGCAGACCUUUGCGAUCUUGUUUUCUCCAUCCCAGAGGAAGACAGAUAUCCCGAUUUGUUUCCUCCCCAUACAGAGGACAAGUGCCUUGAUCUGGUCUCUUACCGGUUCCAGUUGUCACAGCAGGAGUUUUUGGCAAAGAGCUUUGAUGAAGUCCUUGGCAUCGUGUGUGACGCUGCUUCAUCUCUCGACCAUAGUGACGCAGCAAAGCAAAAGGACCGCGAAGCUUCUCUUGUAAUGCUACUAUGUGAACUUCUCGUGCGAAAUCCUGGUUGUGUGGAGCAGAGUUGCAUGCGAAAGCUCGUCGAUCAGUACCCAAACGCCAUCAGUCUACUUCAAAAGGCACUUGACAGUUUGCUAGGAGUCAAUUUACAAAAAGAGGCACCAUCUGUGAUCUCGCAGGUCGAAAAGCUGGCCAGCACAACUGACGACUUUUCACUCCCCUUUUGUCAACUCAAGCUUCAGAUUCUUUUUCAUCAAGAUUCUGGCAAUGAGGAUCGGAACAGUAUUGCAGACGCAAUGUUCAAAACUGUCGUAGCCAACUCUCGCGCCAACAACCUCCACUGGGUCGAGCUUGUUGCGCUCAUGAGUCCUGAUGCUGUUCGCCAGAUUCGCGAACGUGCUGAGAAAGAGUUUUUCUCGAUUUCAGUACUGGAAGAGCCAUCAAACAACACUUUGGGAACGCCUCGCAGUGCGGGAUCUUUGGAAACUGCAAAAUUGUACCUGACAAUCAUUGAAGAGCUUGCGGAUACAAUUCCUGAUGCUGCGUCCCCAUCGGUUGUGUCUGUCAUCGUGGAGAAAAUGGAUGGGCUGCUGCAAAAGAUUCUUCUGAUCCAAAGUGAAGGAGUAUCUACUCAAGGGCGGCCAAACUUUGAGCGUUCUCUUGCUUUCUGGUUUUCGGCUCUGUUGAGAAUGGUCGUCAUACAUCGUGCCUCCUUCAUGCAGCCACCUGGUUCAAAGCUCAAUACCUCCCAUGAGCCAUCUAGGCUUCUAGUCUCGAUCUUCUGUAUAGCGCUUUCUCGUCUUCCCGGUGAUGUCUUGCGCCUUUUCCCAGGUGCAGACUAUUUCCCUCGCGCGGAAUCAUCUGAGGAAUAUCGCCCUUGUCCAGGCAUUUUGUUACAAACCCAUGCCCUUGACGUUGCUGCAUCGUUAAUCGACGUGUUCCCCGAUGAGACAAGAUACCAGUGCUCCCGCUUUUUCAAGGAGAAGUGCCCUGCGUUUGGUUUGCAGAGUGACGCUCGAUUCCUCUACCUCUUGGGUCCGAUCGGUGACUCGACAACCUCCUACCUUGCUCAAUCGGCAACAGCGCCGUCUCCAGCAGCCGGAUCCACCCCAACAUCCAGCUUGCCUGCCCCUACUCCUACCCAUGCUUCACAGCCUCCCGCCAUAAACCCAGGUUCGCUUGUCGGUGCCGGUGAAGGAAUCAGCUCCACAGCAAACCGCCUUCGUCUCCAGCAACGUGGGCGGACUGUUGGUCCAUAUCCUAACCGUCCCUGGGAGCUUCUUGAAGACGCAGCACCUUUUGUUGGUGUGAACGACACCGCGGUUAAUCUGGGCUAUUUCGAUGCUCGCCGCGUUCGGCUUUGA